This is a messenger RNA of Nezara viridula (southern green stink bug), 138 nucleotides long. The record is from the annotation of a GenBank genome assembly. Lineage: Eukaryota; Metazoa; Arthropoda; Insecta; Hemiptera; Pentatomidae.
AUGGAAUUUCUCCUGAACCUGAAGCUACAAACAGUAAUCGUGGAAUGUUUAAAAGAUGUUAAAUUUCUCUUCAUGUUCACGGAUGUUUCACUAGGAAUGCAUCCUAUAAUCAAUCGUAUUUCUACAAGUAAGUACUGA